AUGGAGCGAAAAGUGGCUCGCGAAUUCAGACACAAGCCCUUAAGAUGUAAGAUGACACUCCUGACCUUCCUCUUUCAUCCUCCACUGCCGCACCGCUAUUAUUCCAUCGCCGUGGUUUGGCAGGACGGGAACACAAGAGGUCUCGUGGAGUUGCUGAUCGAAAAUGAGGCAGAAAAGGACUACUUGUACGAUGUUCUUCGCAUGUAUCAUCAAUCCAUGGACCUGCCCGUGCUGGUCGGCGACCUGAAGCUGGUCAUCAACGAACCCAAGCGUUUGCCCCUUUUCGACGCCAUCCGUCCGCUCAUCCCUCUCAAACACCAGGUGGAGUACGACCUGCAAACUCCCAAGCGCUCCAGGAAGCUAAAAGAGGUGCGCUUGGAUCGAACGCAUCGCGACGGCCUGGGUCUGAGCGUCCGAGGCGGUCUGGAAUUCGGCUGCGGUCUCUACAUCUCGCAAAUCGUCAAAGACGGACAAGCCGGAAACGUCGGUCUUCAGGUCGGCGACGAGAUCGUUCGCAUCAACGGAUAUUCCAUCUCUUCCUGCAUACACGAGGAAGUCAUCAGUUUGAUCAAGACCAAGAAGAUCGUCUCGCUCAAAGUUAGACAUGUGGGGAUGAUUCCUGUCAAAAGCUCAUCGGACGAACCCCUCAAAUGGCAGUUUGUCGAUCAGUUUGUGUCCGAAUCUGGGGAGAAAAAAAGCAGCGUUGCCGGCUUGGCCUCCAUCGGAGGGAAGGAAAUCAAGGAGAAGAAGGUCUUCCUCAGCCUGGUGGGUACCAAAGGAAUGGGCAUCAGCAUCUCCAGCGGUCCCACGCAGAAACCCGGCAUCUACAUCAGCAACGUCAAACCCGGUUCGCUAUCGGCGGAGGUUGGACUUCAGAUUGGGGACCAGAUUGUAGAAGUCAAUGGGGUGGACUUCACCAAUGUGGACCACAAGGAGGCUGUAAGAGUGCUGAAAAGCAGCAGGAGUCUGACCAUUACCGUUCUGACCGGAGCCGGCAGCGAACUGUUCAUGACGGACGAGGAGCGUCUGGCUUUGGAGGCGCGACGGGAGCUGGAGCGGCAGGAGCUGAUGCAUCAGAAGAGGGUGGCUCUGGAGACCAACAAGAUCCUUAAAGAGCAGCAGGAGAAGGAGAGGCAGAGGAAGAUGGAAAUCUCCCAAAAAGCUGCAGAAGAAGAACAACGCUACAAACAAGAAAUGGAACGAAUCGAGGCGGCGGAGCGGAAACACCACAGAGAGUGGGAAGAAGACUACGGUACCCCCGAGCGCUCUCAGAGAACCCCGUCGCCCGCCCCGCCCGAAAUGAAAAGCGCCUCGCCGCCGAAAGCCAAAAGCUCUCACGAAGAAGCCGGCUCGUUGACCGACGACGAGGCCAAUGAGAGCGAGCGGGAAGAGCAAGCGCCUGUGGCGGCUGCCACUGCCCUUCUGUUGGCAAGGCCAUCGGCGAGCCCUUCUGGGGCCCUUGUGAUCUGGGGUGGGGCCUGUUGUCCCCAGCUGGGUGCCCAGGGUGCUCCCUGGUACCAUGCCGCGCACCCCUGUCGGCCCGAGGUUGAGUGGUGGGGCGCGCCUCCGCCCCUUGGGCCUGUCUCCGGCUUCGCCCAGGCCACUGCCAUUCUGUUGGCAGGACCAUUGGUGGGCCUUCCUGGGGCCUGUGUGAUCUGGGGUGGGCCUGUUGUCCCCAGCUGGAUAACAUUUGGCUGGUUUUACCGCUACGAGGGGAAACUUCCUUCAUUCCGCAAGAAGAAGAAAAAGAAAAAAAUGUCCAGCGUGGACACCCUGCAGGAGCAGAGAAAAAACAAAAAGGAGAUGGAGUUUGAGCUGAAGUUGGCCAAGGAGAAAGAAGAGAUGUACGAGCGAGAGAAGCAGUUGAAGAUCAACAGGCUGGUUCAGGAGGUUUCCGAGACGGAGAGAGAAGAUCUGGAAGAGUCGGAAAAAGUCCAGCACUGGGUUGAACGUCUUUGUCAGACUCGCUUGGAGCAAAUUUCCUGCGUGGAGAACGAGUCACCUGAGUUGUCCCCUCCGCUCUCCCCUCCUUCGGAGCCCAAAGUCAAACGUUUCCCCGGAGGUUUGCACCUGGCCACCACCGACCUGGACGACAUUAAUUUGGAUGAGGUGGAUCAGAGCCUGAAGGGGCCCCUGAAGAGAUUGGCCCCCACGGCCCCGACGACGAUAAGCCAGCCUCCUCCUCCUCUGCCUCUGCCGCCCCCUUCGCCCAAACUCAACCCCACCCUCCCCAACCGGAAACCCCCUUCCACCUCGUCCACCGUGACCAGAGGGCGCCGAGCCCGAGCGUCUCGAGCUUCCCCUCAGCCCACCCCGCCGCCGCCGCCACCCCCUCCUCCUCCUCCGCCCCCGCCCCCUCCGCCGCCACCUCCGCCGCCCCAGCAUCAUCACCCGUCUUCACCCGCGAGCCCACCUGAGCGCAGGAGCGAGUGGGAGGCGGGGGGCUACCUCCCGAGGGGCGGCAUCUACUCAGCUAGCGCUAGCGAAAUGUCCUACCCGUCUAGUCCGAAGCAACUAGCGCCCAGUCCUCCGAACCGGCGACGUCCGCCGGCGGCCGUCAUGUCCAAGCCCGUCAUGCUGCCGCAUUCGCAGAACCGCCGACCGGAGCCUCUCAGACCUGCGCUUCGUUCCGACGGACCGCCAGCGGAAAUGUUGAAACGGAUGGUGCCUUUCAACUCCUCUUUUAAAUCCAACAACAAAGCACAAGUGUCAAACUCCAGGCUCUGGGCCAGUUUGGGCCCACCGCCUCACUUUGUACGGCCUGCUAAAGGCUUUCAGAAAUACUUGGAGGAUUUCGAUCCACACUCCAUGUUCUCAUCAGAGCAGAUUGCCGGAAGAGACGUGAGACUGCUGAGAAUCCGAAAGGAGGGACAGCUGGAUUUGGCGCUGGAGGGGGGCGCCGACUCGCCUUUGGGGAAAUUAGUAGUGUCGUCCGUGUACGAGGGCGGAGCUGCAGACAAGCACGGUGGCAUUGUCCCAGGCGAUGAGCUGAUGGCCGUCAAUGGAAAGAUCUUGUUAGAUGCUCCACUCAAUGAAGGGCAGAAUUCCCUGGCAAGAGCCUGGAAUAGCGGAGGGGACUGGAUCGAUGUUGUGAUUGCAGUGUCGCCGCCGAAACAUUACGAAGAUGAAGUGUAAGCUCUCCCUUUUCAACACUUUUUUUUGCAGCGUCGCAAAGUCAGCAUCAGUCAGUCCCAGUGUGAACAGAAAAGGCAGCAGCGCAACACUGUACAGGCACGGCUACCUGCUGCAGCCCUAAGCCUCCAUCCGGUAACUCUUCCAACCGCAGAGUGGCUCUUGACUUGUCUGUGA
Molecule: messenger RNA, 3309 nt
Organism: Nerophis lumbriciformis (worm pipefish)
Lineage: Eukaryota; Metazoa; Chordata; Actinopteri; Syngnathiformes; Syngnathidae
Source: RefSeq, a predicted model, not a curated record